GGUGGUGCCGCCCCGCGGGGGCGGGCGGGGGCCGGGGCGAGCCCCCCCCCUCCGGUCCCUCCUUCCCCUCCCCGCCCCGGCUGCACGGGCGGAGCGCUCUCCCGGCGGGGCUGCGCCGGGCCAUGGAGCAGCACCUGCGGCGGCUGAGGCAGGAGCUGCUGUCCAUGAAGGAGGUGGGAGACGGGCUGCACGAGCAGAUGAACUGCAUGAUGGGCGCGCUGCAGGAGCUGAAGCUGCUCCAGGUCCAGACGGCGUUGGAGCAGCUGGAGAUCUCAGGGAGUCGAAGCACCAGCGCGGAGCAGCACCCGUGCUGCCGGAGCAGUGGAGCAGGGCCACGGGGCCGGGCAGCAGCAGGGGGCUGCAGCCCCACAUCCCUCACCUGCGUGGUGCCACAACCAGCCAGCUUGGCCCAUCCCACUGUGCUCCCAGAGAGCGGCCACCUUGGGGACACCUCUUCCUCCUCCUCCUCUUCUUCCUCCUCUAGGAGCACCUGCGGCAAGGAUGCCUCCCACACAAAGGGACCUUCCUCGGCCCCAGCCAGAGCAGAGCACGUCCACCCAAGGACAUUCGAGCCCAGCAGCCAGGGCAUGGCUGGGAGGUGGCCGGCACACCAGGAGUGCCCGGGGUGUGAGGACAGCCACGACUGGACGUCCUCCCUGAUGUCCCAGAGCAGGAACCGGCAGCCUCUGGUCCUAGGGGAUAACAUCUUCGCAGACCUGGUUGGGAACUGGUUGGAUCUGCCAGAGCUGGACAAGAAAGGGGAGAAGAGCGAGGCCUCCCUGUCUGCCAGCAGGUCCCAGGAGCUCUGCAGGAAGUUCUCCCUCACAGCCAACAUCUUCAAGAAGUUCCUGAGGAGCGUUCGGCCAGACCGAGAUAGGCUUCUCAAGGAGAAACCUUGCUGGCUACCGCCUGAAGACAAACAGCCCGAAAUUUCCAAAAGACCCAAAAAGACGAACAAACUCAAGGGGACAUUUUACUUCCCACUCCAUGGGAACAUCCAGAACCACCACAGCAAAGUGGAGAGGUGCCCAAAGGGGGAAGGCAGCAUCAAGAAACCCAAAACUGGCACCAAGAAAGUCCACGAUACCAUAGACUACACCCAAUCCGGGUUUGAUAUCAAUACAGCCGUUUGGGUCUGAGUUUGUCGUGUCCCCUGCUCUGCCAAGCAUUUCUUGCACCAGGGAGGAGCUGAGGCCGUGCACUUCUCAGGAGUCCCCCAAGCUCUCGGCUGGGACCGAAAAGUCUCUGAAGUGUGCCAUGCCGUGGCUGCAAUCCCCUGCACGUGGCAUCUCCCAUCGAGCUGCAGCUGGCUCAGCCCCACACACUGAGGCAGCCCGUGGGGACCAAUAUUUGCAGAAAUAAUCAGAAUUGUUGGCAGCUUUUAGGGUGAGCGGUGCCACCGAUAGCAGCUCCUGGAGCCUGCCUCGUGACAGCACCUUCAGGCCCCCUCAGGUCAUCUCCAGUUACAGUACCUGCAGCACAAAAUUCACUGUAUGCGUGUGUAUGAGUGUGCAAAUAUAUAGUUUUUUAAAAAUUCUGCUUGUGUGCACUUAAAACCAGGUUGUAAACCUGGCAAUUCUAGCAGUGAUCCUGAAGGACUUGUUAUUUAAAUUUUAGAAAAAAAUGAGUGCUGCCACCUAAAUUUCAACAAUUGCUACAUGCAGGUGUUGAAUCCCAGCUCUGUUGCAUUUCAGCUGUUUCUCGUCCCCCUGAGCUGCAUCUCCACUGUGCUCAUAGCACAAAUUCCCCCUCCUGCUAAACCAGCAGGGCCGGAGGCUCCUUCAUGGACAUCUGUGACACUUGGAAACUCCAGCCGCUUUUGCCUCUUUCCAUGCCCUUCUCCCCCGGGCUCACAUUGAGAUACAGCAUUGCCACAGAUGUUUAUUGUUAACUUUGCACUGUGACACAGAAUUGCAAGAGACAUUUGUUGUUGUUGUUUCCCCUGUUGUUGUGUACAAACCCUGUCCUGAAAGAACCAAGUUCUUCAGCAGCCAGCUCUCCAAGAGCUACAAAUAAAGCAGCAUCAUCCCCGUGUGCUGUGGAGCA
This is a messenger RNA of Anas platyrhynchos (mallard), 2046 nucleotides long. It is a transcript of the gene INKA2, whose product is annotated as inka box actin regulator 2. Gene Ontology annotation, molecular function: protein serine/threonine kinase inhibitor activity; protein kinase binding. Lineage: Eukaryota; Metazoa; Chordata; Aves; Anseriformes; Anatidae. The record is from RefSeq and is a predicted model, not a curated record. Gene Ontology annotation, cellular component: nucleus.